AUGGAGCAUAGAUGUAAGCUCUGCAACAAGACCUUCUCGAGUGGCAAAGUCUUGGGAGGUCACAUGAGAGGCCAUGGAACAAAGAAUUCGGCUAAAGCAGAGAAAAAGCUCAAAGUGAGCACCGUGGAUUUUGAAGGUGAUGACGAUGAGCAUGCUGGUUAUGGCCUAAGAGUGAACCCCAAAAAGUCAUGGAAAUUUUCUGGCUCAAAGGUUCAAGCUUCUGAGAAAGAAAGCCUCUGCAAGGUCUGUGGAAAAAGGUUUGAUUCAAUGAAAGCUAUGUUUGGUCACAUGAGGCAUCACUCGAGCAGAGAAAGGAAGGAGACUCAGUGUUGCAAAGAUUGCGGUAAAGCAUUUGAGUCAUUGAGAGCUCUAACUGCUCAUACCAAAAUUCACUCAAAAAGGCUCAGGACCUCUGAUGGAUCGCAGAGCAUUUCAAGCGAGAAGCUUUUUGUGGAUUUCCAAUACAGCACUGAGACCAUGGGGCUGAUCCGGAGGAAAAGAUCGAAAAGAUUAAGGUACAAGAUCACUCCAAGUUCUUCUUCUUCUGGUAUGAAUGAAUCUAAAUAUGCCACUGAAUUUGGUCAAGAAGUAGUAGAUGGGGCUAUUUGCUUGAUGAUCAUCUCCAGAGGUGGAAGCAAUUGGGGUCGAAUUAGUUCAGUAACUGAGUCUUCAGAUAACAAUUCGUUGUCUUUGGAGGUUCAAUCGCCAGUCCAAAAGAAUCGGAUCAUGGGAAAUAGGGGUGGCAUUUCUGUUUGUAAUGAUACUGGGAACAAAAUAUUUGAAUUUGGUGAAAAUGAUUCUGGGUUUGCAAGUGAUGAGGAAAAGAUUGGAAAAUUGGAAGUUCCUAUUGACAGGUUUUACAGGGGUGCAGAGUGCAAAAGGCCUAAACUAGAUGAGGAUUCUGCAUUUGUGGGGUAUGAUGCUGAGAUUGAGAAGGAAAGUCAUGGAGAGAUGGAAGCCAUCCUCACUGAAGUGGAAUUGGAUGUGGAUAUUAUGAAGUCUGGUAUGAAGGCUUGUGAUUCUGGCAAUAACAUGUUAUAUGGCACUGAAUCUGAAAUAUUUGCUGAUUCUCGGAAGAAAAGAGAACACAAGUGCAGGACUUGCAAGAAGCUUUUCCGCUCUCAUCAGGCACUUGGAGGCCACCAAAGAGUUCAUAAAGCAACUAACAACUGUUCUGGAGAGAAGAUUGAGGACUCUGAAGAUAAAAUUCUGAUUAACAAGCUUUCUAAGAUUGAGUACAGUUGCAAGCUUGCCAAGCUUGAAUGUACUGAUAAUUCAGAGGAGCAGGAGAUGGAAAGAGCAACUGUGACUGGUUUUGAAAGAAAGGUUCACAGGUGCUCCAUCUGCUUAAAGGUGUUUGCAACAGGCCAAGCUUUGGGUGGUCACAAGAGAGUUCAUUUUGGUAAAGAUUCUGGGGCAGGAACAGAACAGACCAGAGCACUGAAGCAGCAGAUUUCUGAAAUCUGCGAUGUCUUUGAACUAAGUCAACCAGUCAAACUUGAGGAAGAGAAUGGUGAUGUUGAAUUCAAGUCCUGGUGGCUUGGAAAUGAACAUAAACGCGAGCUACUGGUGGGUCUGAUGCCCAAAUAAGAAGUGAUUCCAUCCAUGGCUUUGUGGAAGUUUUUAGUGGCCUUUAGAGGCAAAAGCUUCUCUCUGCUGCUUAUGUCUUAUAGGUGGCAACCCAGAAAUUUUUUGA
Prunus mume (Japanese apricot) is the source of this 1696-nucleotide messenger RNA. RefSeq lists its product as uncharacterized. The record is from RefSeq and is a predicted model, not a curated record. Lineage: Eukaryota; Viridiplantae; Streptophyta; Magnoliopsida; Rosales; Rosaceae.